AUGUGGCAAAACAAUGGUUAUGGAGGCCAUUUUCCGAGUAAUAUGAACCAAGAUGAAUUUCCACCCCCCUUUGCAGGUACUCCUGGUCCAGGACAGCAAUACUUCCAGCACCCACAGCCGCAUCUCAUGCAGUACGAAGACGGCAAUGGCGAGAGCUAUAUGAAUAAUGAAUUCCAGCCUCAAGUUGGGCUUUUUAAUAAUGAAGGAGCCUUCUUACAGAACCAAUUCGUCAGCCCACAAGCCCAAGUAAGUCCUUUCUCACCUCCGCGCUUCAAUAUACCUCAACCCACCGCCCCAACUCCUCCUCGGCUUACACAGAUCAACGCCAGAGCUGCAGAGUUGAAAGCCCAAUUACUUAAGGGGAGGGAGGGCCGAGCAGCAUCAGCGACCCCUCCAGUUAACGCGCCGGGACUGGGUGCAAAACAACCAAGUGCCCCUGGUAACCCAAGCUCGUUACGCAACUCUCCAAACACGCCGGUGACCGCGGCUGCCGAGGAGUUUGAGCAGGAGCGCAACAUCAAUGAGCUAAUCUCUCAAUAUUCCGAAUCCAAGCCAGCUACAGAUACAACUGUAAAGCAAGAAGUAAAAAAUGGCGCACCGAAUACCUCUACUUUGCAACAACAUCCGACACACCCUGAUCCCCCAGCGAAGUCGCAAAUACCUUCGUUAGGAAGCCCUACGAAAGUAACAAAACCAGCAAUCAAUAGUAAUCUAACUGUCAAUACAACAAGUGGCAAAACCUCUGAGAGCGGAGAUAACAGGAAUGGCUCGAUAUCAGAAAUAUCAGAGGGUGAAAUACUUGAAGAAUCAACGCCAAAAGAAGCACUGCCACCAGCAGAAUCAAAAGAGUCUCAAAACACAUCGAAGAAAACAAAUACUGAUGCGCAGACCACUCGCAAAACUCGAGAUGAGCCAGCGCUCAGACCAAGUUAUGGUCAAGGCUCUCGUGAAGAGUCACUACCUCCACCUCCAAGCAACUCAAAAGCGCAGCCUUCACGCACUCGUGACGAGAAGCGCGAAGAAUUCGAUUCACGCCAGGAACGGAAAACCUAUCAUCCGUCAGAUUAUGAUAAUGAACGUGGACCUUAUUCUGGUUUAGAUAAGCAAUCCUAUCCUCGUCGCGAAUUUCGUGAACAGAAUGAAGAGUACCGCAGACCCUACAAGAACGAACAAAAUCAAGAUGAAAGCACCAGGCCUAUUCGCGAAGCAAAACCGCCUACCCUGGCACAAUUAUUACCCCAUGACGAUAACUUGAGAGAAUGGCUAGAGAUUACUGGCUACCACAAUGAACAAUACAGGGACAAGGUCUUGAACAGACGACGAAAGAUUGCAGCCUUAGACGCGGAGAGAAACAGGCUCCUGGCAGAGAUGGAAGCCGAAGAACAUGCAGGCUUUCCCAUCAUUACAGGGGCUCAUACGCCGAGCUCUGUAAUGCUAGCUCCACCACUCCCUAACACAGUAGGAGUCCGAGGAGAUGCCGCCCCGAAAGCUGGCAAUGCAAUGCCUGAAUUACAGCGUGACCGUAUCGUUUCUAACAAGCGUCCUUACAGCGAUGUCCAAGACCCACGUGAUGACGGAGGCGUGGGAAAGAUCCAGCGUACUGAUGAUCGUGGCCCGCGAGACGAAGAUAUUACUUCUCGACAUUCCAGACCGAGUGUCUACGAGCCUUCCCGCCCAUUAUCGCCUGACUAUCGUGAUGAGAGAGAUUCUUCCCGUCCUCGAUAUGAUGAUGGCCGUGGCCGUGGCCGCCCCUCUAGCCGUGAUCGUGAUCUAUCUCCUGACUCGAGGGGCUAUGACAGCAGACCUCGCGGUAGAGCUUAUGACAGGGGGUCGGACGACUAUGAUCGUGACGAUUGGCGAGACCAGCAGGAUAGGGAGAAACGUCCGUUUGAGACUCGGGGUGCGUAUAGAGGACGUGCUUUCGAUCCGAAUUUUAGAGGUCGAGGCCGUGGUUCCAGAGGGCGCGGUGAUUUCCAAAGCCACCUGGAUUCGAGAUCCGAUUCGAGCCCCUUUGGAUCCAGAAUUGCCAAUGGCAAACCAUACAAGGAUGUCAGGGGCUUUGAAAGGGGUGGAAAAGGUGACACCAGAUACUUCAUCGUAAAAUCCUUCAAUGAAGAUAACGUCUUGAAAUGCAUCCAAGAUUCUAUCUGGACCACGCAAGCCCAAAACGGGCCUAUCUUCGCUGAAGCCUUCCAAACCUGCAAGAACGUAAUCCUAGUCUUCUCGAUUAACAAAAGCAAAGCCUUCCAAGGCUACGCACGCAUGGAAUCCCUCCCCGGCAGCGUCGACGUACCCAGCUGGCAAAAAGCCAUCGCGUGGGAGAGCGCGGGGGCGUUCAAAGUGCGCUGGCUCGUGAUCUGCACGACGCGGUUCCAAAAGGUCGGCCAUCUGAAGAACGCGCUGAAUGAGAAUCAGGCGGUGCUGAUUGGGAAGGAUGGUCAGGAGAUUGAGGAGGCGUGUGGGAGGGCGCUGGUGGAGAUUAUUGAUGAGGAGGUGGAGGCGGCGUUGGGUGGGUGAAUUUUCUGUGGAGGGGAGAGGGGGGUGGAAAGAGGGGGGUGCAAAGAGGGGGGUGCAAAGAGGGGGGUGCAAAGAGGGGGGAGGGAUGAGAGGGAUAGGGUAGGUAAGGUUAUGAUUUAUGGUGUAGAUGCUGAUCAUGACGAUGAUGAUGAUGAUGAUGAUGAUAGCUAGGCAUACACAUUUAACCAAGCUGAUACUUUCAGAGUUUAUACAUAUAUAUAUGUAUCUAGGUACCUUACCUUAGUAUAGCAAAUAACACAGUACAUAC
Molecule: messenger RNA, 2785 nt
Organism: Amorphotheca resinae ATCC 22711
Lineage: Eukaryota; Fungi; Ascomycota; Leotiomycetes; Helotiales; Amorphothecaceae
Exons: 5
Coding region: 1-2517 (838 amino acids)
Biological process (GO): regulation of alternative mRNA splicing, via spliceosome; mRNA splicing, via spliceosome
Cellular component (GO): nucleoplasm
Molecular function (GO): mRNA binding; N6-methyladenosine-containing RNA reader activity
Source: RefSeq, a predicted model, not a curated record